Paraphaeosphaeria sporulosa is the source of this 841-nucleotide messenger RNA. RefSeq lists its product as uncharacterized. The record is from RefSeq and is a predicted model, not a curated record. The transcript is spliced from 2 exons. Lineage: Eukaryota; Fungi; Ascomycota; Dothideomycetes; Pleosporales; Didymosphaeriaceae. Gene Ontology annotation, cellular component: endoplasmic reticulum; nuclear envelope; membrane. Gene Ontology annotation, molecular function: glutathione peroxidase activity; glutathione transferase activity. The coding region runs from base 274 to 735 and encodes 153 amino acids.
UGUCUAACACGCUCGCAAGAUACUCGUGGUCUUUCAAAGAUGCUGUGUACAUCUCGCGCACCUCUGGUCGGCACGAUUGAAUCGACCCGUCGGGACGAUGUUGUUCCGCGCUUUCUCCGCUGAAACUCGUCCGCCCAGAGCUCCAUCCCGACGGCCAAUCGACAAUCUUCUGCGCCGGCCUCCGUUCGUCCAACGCUCAAAGCCUGUGAUUUCGACAUCCAAGCAAUCAAUUGCGCGAUCUCAAUUCACCGCCAAUACAACUGAUUGCUCACCAUGCAAGCCAUCCAAAUCCCCGCCGACUACGGCUUCGUCCUCCUGUCCGUCGUCUCGACCUUCCUUACAGGCACCUACCUUGGCAGCCGCGUCGGCUCCUUCCGCAAAGCCGCAAAGGUCCCCUACCCCUUCGAAUACGCAUCGUGGGAGCAAGUCCAGAGCGCGCCUGCCGAGCGCAAAGCGGCGCUCCUCGCCUUCAACGCCGCGCAGCGUGGCCACCAGAACUUCGGCGAGGUACAUCUUACGACUGUGGGCUGCUUGUUGAUUUGCGGUCUGAGCCAGCCUAAGUUGACGGCUGCCCUGGGUGGCGUUUGGAGCGUCGGCAGGAUAUUGUACAGCAUUGGCUACACGAACUGGAACCAGAACGGAAAGGGGAGGUACGCGGGUGCGCCGGGGCUGUUGGUGCAGUACGGGAUCCAGAUCUGGGCGGGUGUUGUGGCUUGGGGUCUGGCUAUGAAGUAGGUGGAGAGGCAUUAUAAGAUGUGGAUCGUGGAAAUCUGUACAGCGGUUGCAAGACAAAAGCAUAGUUGUUGCUAUUACACCAUAACUCAUUCACCAAAUCGAUCAC